Messenger RNA from Colletotrichum godetiae, 2085 nucleotides. RefSeq names its product glucosidase II beta subunit-like protein. Gene Ontology annotation, biological process: N-glycan processing. The transcript has 3 exons. Gene Ontology annotation, cellular component: glucosidase II complex. The record is from RefSeq and is a predicted model, not a curated record. NCBI's taxonomy places the organism in Eukaryota, Fungi, Ascomycota, Sordariomycetes, Glomerellales, Glomerellaceae. Bases 269 to 1960 code for a protein of 563 amino acids.
CACGUGACUGCUCCUGCAGCUGCCUGUCGCCAGCUCCGACACCCCUGUCAGCCAAAACCCACCUAAAGCGUUUUGGGUGAGCUGGAAGUUCCACGAAGUAAGGUAGCCCCGUACCUUCCACUCCGUAAGGUACAAUACCUCACCUUUCCAACCCUCCAGUCUGUCACUUUGGACUGAAUCUGGAUAGCUUCACGACUACGACAGAUCCCACAACAACAAUUGAGGCAUACGAGUUGAUGACCGUUUCGAUAUCCUGAACACCAUCAAGAUGCGUCAAAGCUACGGCAUGGUGCUUUUGGGCACCUUUGUGUCUGCUGCCGCCCCCGUCGCUGCAGCUAGCUUGCCCAGAGGUGUUGGUCCUGAAUUUGCCAAGUUCUUCGAGCUCAAGCCCUCCUUCAAAUGCAUAGGCCACUCCGAGAUCAGAAUUCGCUUCAGCCAGGUCAACGACAACAGCUGCGACUGUCCUGACGGUUCCGAUGAGCCUGGCACCGCUGCCUGCGCGCACCUCGACCCCCUCUCCCCUCAACAGCCCUUCGCUGGCUCCUUGACGGGCACGACCAAUACCUCCAAUGCCCUCCCCGGCUUCUGGUGUGCCAAUGAAGGUCAUAUUGGCGCCUACGUGCCUUUCAUGUUCGUCAACGACGGCCACUGCGACUACGAUGUCUGCUGCGAUGGAAGCGAGGAGUAUAGCAAGGUUGGAGGCCUCAAGUGCGCCAACAAGUGUGCCGAGAUCGGCAAGGAGUACCGUCGCGUCGAGUCCGCGCGCAAGGACGCCAUCGAUAAGGCUGCUAAGAGACGCAAGACGAUGGCCAAGGAGUCUAGAGAGCUCCGCCGCCGCGUCGAGGCCAAGGUGACCAGCCUGAAGGACGAGGUCACAGGUCUCGAGACCCGCAAGGAGGAAUUGGAGCAGAAGCUGCACGAAAUUGAGCGUUCUGAGAAGGGCAAGAUUGUCAAGGGCGAGGGAUCCGGCGGAAAGCUCGGCACCCUGCUCAACCUUGCCAAGACCCGUGUCACUGAGCUCCGUGAGACCCUUGAGGAUGUCGUUGCCCACCGCGAUGAGCUUCAAAGCAAGGUCAAGGAGCUCGAGGGCAUUCUCAGCCGCUUCAAGGAGGAGCAUAACCCCAAUUUCAACGAUGAGGGUGUCAAGCGAGCCGUCAAAGGCUGGGAGGACUACGCUGCCAACCUUGCCAACGACCCGCUGCCCGAUGGUCUCGAGGCCGACAUCAAGGAAGUCCUUGUUGAGGAUGACGAGUCGUCAGGCAUCAACUGGAAGGAGUUUGAGGAGGACGACGUCUCUGACACUGAUAUCCUCUACAACUUCGAGGCCUACCUCCCCGAGGGUAUCCGCGAGUUCAUUCACGGCAAGCUCUUGUCCUUCAGAGUCUGGAUGAUUGAGAACGGCCUGGUUGCUGAUAACAACAACGGCGGCGCCGAGUCUCGCCUAGUCAAGGCUGCCCGCGAGGCAUUCAACUCCGCCAACAAUGAUCUGUCGGACAAGAAGCGCCAGCUGGAGACUGAGCAGAAGGAUCUGGAGAAGGACUACGGCACCGAUGACAUUUUCCGGAUUUUGAGGGACAAGUGCGUCAGCACCGAGAUUGGCGAGUACGAGUACGAGCUCUGCUGGAUGGACAAGACCAACCAGAAGUCGAAGAAGGGCGGCGGUCACACUAACAUGGGUAACUUUGUCCGCAUUGACAAGGAGAUGGCGGACGACGAGGAGCGCGUCGAUGGCAAGAGCCUCGGCAAGGGCCUCCGCAUGGUUAUGCGGUACGAGAACGGCCAGGGUUGCUGGAAUGGCCCUCAGAGACGUACCGACGUCUGGCUGGCCUGCAGUGAGACGGAGGAGCUGUGGAAGGUCACGGAGUCGGAGAAGUGCGUCUACAAGAUGGAGGUGGGCACUCCUGCCGCCUGCGACGAGCUUCUUGAGCCUCCCGCGCCCAAGGGCAAGGAUGAGCUGUAAAGACAGCAGCAGCACGCAACGGGUGUCUAUGAAGAAUUCAGCAUUGGGUCUGCUUAGCUUGGCGUCAGGUUCGUCUGCCUUAGACCGAGUAGAAAGAAUGCAUUAGGAAUGGUCAACACAUUUUU